Messenger RNA from Gadus chalcogrammus (walleye pollock), 2587 nucleotides. It is a transcript of the gene cers6, whose product is annotated as ceramide synthase 6. Bases 406 to 1587 code for a protein of 393 amino acids. Gene Ontology annotation, cellular component: membrane. The record is from RefSeq and is a predicted model, not a curated record. Lineage: Eukaryota; Metazoa; Chordata; Actinopteri; Gadiformes; Gadidae. The transcript has 11 exons. Gene Ontology annotation, molecular function: sphingosine N-acyltransferase activity; DNA binding. Gene Ontology annotation, biological process: ceramide biosynthetic process.
UCUCUUAUUCCCUACGAGUUGAGUACGUCAGAUUAGUGUCCCCGGAGCGAGAAAAUUAAGAACAUGACAAAGAAGAUCAACAACGACAAAGAGAAUAAAUACGUCGUUUUGAUAAGUAGAAUUGACGAAACAAUAUCCGAAACAUAUAACAAACGAUCACUGUAUCCGAAGUUUCUCCCUCGUCUCUAAACCGAUGUAACUGAAAGUCCCGCCCUCUCUCUUGCCAAUAACGUUCAUCUGGAGCAUCCCGAUUCAGACGUUUCGUCGUGAGAUGAGAACGCUUGGAACGAGGUACUUCCCUACAGAGAGAUCUGAUCUGUCCCAGAUCGCAUCACCAAAGCCUGCAGGUCGCUUGAGAAGCCCUCUGGCACCAGAAGGUCUGAGCUGUAGCCAUCAGAGUGUCUCAUGGCCGGGGUCCUGGCCUGGUUCUGGAACGAGCGGUUCUGGCUCCCGCACAACGUCACCUGGGCGGACCUGAAGAGCACCGAGGAGGCUUCGUUCCCGCAGGCGGAGGACCUCCUGCUGGCGGCUCCCCUUGCCUUCUGCCUCUUCCUGCUCCGAAUGCUCUUCGAGAGGUUCAUCGCGCGGCCGUGUGCUGUGGGGCUGAGGAUCCAGAGCAGCGGGCCUCAGAGAGCCACGCCCAACGCCAUCCUGGAGAAGGUGUUCACCGCCAUCACCAAGCACCCAGAUGAGAAGCGGCUGGAGGGUCUGUCCAAGCAACUCGACUGGGACGUCCGCAGCAUCCAGCGCUGGUUCAGACAGAGGCGCAACCAGGAGAAGCCCAGCACUCUGACACGCUUCUGCGAGAGCAUGUGGAGGUUUACGUUCUACCUGUACAUUUUUACCUACGGCCUCCGAUUCUUAAAAAAAACUCCGUGGCUGUGGAACACCAAAGAGUGCUGGGUCAACUACCCAAACCAGCCGCUCACAGUGGACCUCCAGUACUACUACAUCGUGGAGCUCUCCUUCUACCUCUCCCUCCUCUUAUCUCAGUUCACAGACAUGAGGAGGAAGGACUUCCUGCUCAUGCUCCUGCACCACCUCGCCACCAUCUCCCUCAUCUCCUUCUCCUACGUCAACAACAUGGUGCGGGUGGGCACCCUGCUCAUGUGUCUCCACGACGCAGUCGAUGUACUGAUGGAGGCCGCCAAGAUGGCCAACUACGCCAGAUGCCAGACGCUCUGCAACUUCCUGUUCGCCAUGUUCUCAAUGUUCUUCAUCAGCUCCAGGCUGGGGGUCCUUCCCAUCUGGAUAUUAAACACCACUCUAUUUGAGAGCUGGGAGAUGGUGGGUCCGUACCCGUCGUGGUGGCUCUUCAACCUGCUGCUGCUCCUCCUGCAGGCGCUGCACUCCUACUGGUCCUACCUCAUCGUAAAGACCGCCUGCCGGGCGGUCUGCAGGGGCAGGGCGGGAAAAUGGAACCCUUUAAAUGUGUCUAAAGACGACCGCAGCGACAUGGAGACAAGCUCAGACGAGGAGGACGGUCCGAUGGCCAAUCAGAAGCCCCACAGCAGCGCCACCAACGGCACUAACAACAAAUCACAUGAGGCCAACGGCUACGGGCCAUGCCCUGAGGAACACCACUGACCACCCCUCACAACCCUAACCCUACCAUACCCCUACUCCUAACCCUACCCCUACCCCUAACCCUACCCAUACCCCUAACCCUACCAUACCCUACCCCUAACCCUACCCAUACCCCUAACCCUACCCAUAGCCCUAACCCUACCAUACCCUACCCCUAACCCUACCCAUAGCCCUAACCCUACCCAUACCCAUAGCCCUAACCCUACACAUACCCAUACCCUAUCCCUAACCCUACCUAUACCCCUCACCCUUCUCCUAACCCCCAUAACUCCUACCCUUACCCUCGUGUUAACGAGUUCAUGGUGGGAUUCAAGAACGACAUCAACCAAUUGGUUCUUCAACACAAUAAAGCGUAGAGUUCCCCUGAGAACCCUCCAGCCAUCAUUCUUAUUCUGUAUCUCUCUCUGGUCUCUCUCUGUCCCACUCUCUGGUCUCUCUCUGUCCCUCUCUCUCUGGUCUCUCUCUGUCCCUCUCUCUCUGGUCUCUCUCUGUCCCUAUCUCUCUGGUCUCUCUCUGUCCCUCUCUCUCUGUCCCUCUCUCUCUGGUCUCUCUCUGUCCCUCUCUCUCUGGUCUCUCUCUCUGUUCUCUCUCUGUCCCUCUCUCUCUGUAUGUGUUAUUGUUUUGUCAAUCUUAUUUAUUUAUUUUAUGUUUGCAGGUCAUGCUUGGGGCCAAAGUCCACGUAGGGGGUAGCUAUACUGGACACAAUGACUAUCAACUGGGUUUGUUGGAUUUGUGAAAUCAAUGCCAAAACGAAGAUUGAAUUGGAAUUCAUACACACUAAAUAAAUAGUAAUGUGUGUUAUUUCCUCUCAUUUCAAUGAGACAUGCUCCAUAUGGGAUGUGGACGGCAGUAUUAUGUGCUACAGGCAUUCUGUGCAUGCAGCUAGAUGCUGUAAUGAAGGGAUUUGUUUAAAAGUAUUCAGGUAUGAUGUCAAGCUGAAAGGCAGAUACCGGGUGUUUCAAACAUUCAAUAAACAGACCGUUCAAACGUGUGUGUGGGU